GUUCCCACAUUUAGCCCUAAAGUAUAAAUUCUUUCAAUUGAAAUCGGUUCUGACCCGCAACCAAAUUCCUCUCCAAAAAAAGCAUUUUUUGUUAAGGUUUCUUCAUUACUCUGAUAAUUGUGAUCUGAAAUUGAAAACCAACAUCUUCAAUCCUCCGAUCAUCUUCUCCAUUUCGCAUUUCUUUGUUUGAAUUUUACGUUAACACGCCGCCAUAGAUAAUAGUCUUUUUUUCUUUGGACCGAGAAAAAUGCCGACGAGUUGUGCCUUCCCUGAGGAAAUCAAUUCUGCGCCGGAAUCGGCCCCCGGAUCGCCCAACAACAAGAUAAAAUUCAUGUGUAGCCACGGCGGAAAGAUUCUCCCGCGGCCGUCCGACGGCCGCCUCAAGUACGUCGGCGGCGAGACGAGGGUUAUCUCCGUCACCAGAGACAUUCGAUUUCAAGAAUUAAUGAAGAAGCUCACAUACCAAAUAGAGGGAGACAUGGUUCUCAAGUACCAGCUUGUCCCGGAGGACCUAGACGCCUUAGUCACAGUCAAAUCUGACGAAGAUCUCCGGUACAUGAUUGAAGAAUGCGAGCGCUUGGGACCCGCCGGCUCCGCCAGGCUUAGGGCUUUCCUUUUUCCAUCACAGCCGGUUGUGCUUGAACCGCCACCACCACCCCUCAGCCUCUCAGCAGAGGCCAUAGAGCAACGCUAUGUUGAUGCCAUCAAUGGCAUUGUUCGCCCCGGCCACACCUAUAACCACUUGCUGGAAGGGAUGAAGCUGCCUGCAGCCAAGCCCAGCCUUGGCCUGAACCGUUCUGUUUUCAGCAUUUCGUCGGCGUGUUCUUCUCCAAGAUCACCUGACAAUGAUGGGGUUUGUGUUCAUAAUAGUGACCAUUUGAUGCCAAAUGGGGAUUUCGCAAAUGGUUAUAAUAUGCAUAGAGUUCACAGCAUGCCUAGUUUUGGAAGUGGGAGAGAGCAGCGAGAAGUGCCUCCCCUAGUCCUAUUCCUCUCAGUCCCCGGUAUGGCCACAGUGGCGGCGGUGGUGGCGGUGGCGGUGGCUUUAGGUUGUGGGAUGGUCCCAUGACAUCUGCAGAGACUUUCAACUGACAACAGAUGUGGGGUGGGAGGUGGGGGUUAGCUGCUCACACUUUGAAGCACUACAAUGUGUCAACUCCUGACAAUAUCAAUGAAGGAUGACAAUGCAUUAGAAUUCCCUAUUUGUCAAUCUAAGAUUAAAUCUCAAUUUAUCUUCUUCUACGUGACUAUCUGGCCGGUCCU
Cuscuta campestris is the source of this 1260-nucleotide messenger RNA. NCBI's taxonomy places the organism in Eukaryota, Viridiplantae, Streptophyta, Magnoliopsida, Solanales, Convolvulaceae. The record is from the annotation of a GenBank genome assembly.